Clonostachys byssicola is the source of this 1512-nucleotide messenger RNA. The record is from the annotation of a GenBank genome assembly. Lineage: Eukaryota; Fungi; Ascomycota; Sordariomycetes; Hypocreales; Bionectriaceae.
AUGGAGGUGGGUCAAACGAAAGAAGCGCUGGAGUCCAUCCACCUCGAGGAUCAAAGCCAAACGCCAACUUCGAAACCGCACACUGAGGAUGUAGUGUCCGAGGAUGAACGCCAAAGGAUCCUUCGUAAAAUCGAUCUCCGAGUGGUCCCAAUCUUGGCUAUCCUAUAUCUUCUCAGCUUUUUAGACCGAGGGAGCAUCGGAAAUGCAAAUGUAUUGGGAUUGUCUGCGGAUUUGGGCUUGGUUGGCAACCAAUACAACUGGGCGUUGACGAUUUUCUUCUUCCCAUAUAGCUUCUUUGAGCCGUUUUGCAACCUAUUGCUCGUCAAAUUUAGUCCCAGCCGCUGGCUACCUUCCAUAAUGGUGCUUUGGGGAAUCGCCACCACCCUGACCGGCAUCGUCCACAACUACUCAGGGCUGCUGGCUGCAAGAUUCUUCCUUGGUAUGACUGAAGCUGGGCUUUUCCCCGGAAUUGCAUUCUACAUGUCUUUAUGGUACCCGAGAGAAAACGCACAGUUUAGGCUUGCGAUGGUCUUCGCUUCCGCGUCCAUGGCAGGCGCAUUCUCCGGCCUUCUGGCCUAUCUCAUUGACAAGAUGGAUGGGGUUGGUGGGUUAGAAGGAUGGCGAUGGAUUUUUAUCCUGGAAGGAAUACUGACUGUUAUCGUUGCUGCCUUUGCGUACUUUAUGGUCAUGGAUGAACCGGCUACUGCAAAAUUUCUAACAGACCGCGAGAAGUUGGUGUUACGGAAGCUGUUGAAUGAGGGUAGUGUUGAGAGCAACGCGGAGUCUGCAAAUAACCCUACCUUGGGACAAAAGGGAGAGAAGAAAUCGUCGCAUGCAUGGAAAGCAUUCACAGAUUGGCAGACCAUCUUCCAUGCUAUCAAUUAUUGGGGAAUGGCUACUGCCGUGUAUGCAUUGUCCUUAUUUCUCCCUACCAUCAUCAAUGGGCUUGGCUACACUGCCCAGAUUGCGCAACUGUUGACCAUCCCGGUGUAUGCUGCAGCCACAGUGUUCACUCUUGUGGUUGGCUAUUACGCGGAUAAAACCGGGAAAAGAGGCAUCUUCGCAAUGGGAUGCUAUAUCGCCGUCUUUGUUGGGUUUCUCAUUGCAGUUGCCCCGUCCAACUUUAUCCCUGGCUUGAGCUACGCUGGAUGUUUUAUCGCAGCAUGUGGGAUGUAUCCCAGCAUUCCUUGUCUGUUGGCGCUUGCAUCAAACAACUACGCCCCUCACACCAAACGUGCCGUUGGAAUGGCCAUUCAAAUUGGAUUUGGUACUAUGGGAGGCGCCGCCGCAGCCAACUUUUACAAGAAAACGGAUGCACCUCGAUACAGACUGGGUCACGCCUUGGUAUUGACCUUUGCAGCUUUAGGCCUUCUUACGGUUGUGGGAUACUAUCUUCUGUGCCGGAAGAUCAACAAGAAGAGAGACGCUUUAGGUCCCGAGUCAAGGAUACCUACAGAGAAAGAACUGCUCGAGUUGGGUGAUAAGGCACCGAGUUUCAGGUACAAGCUUUGA